UUCAGAUAAGAGCUGCAGGCUCCCUGACAGGUGCAUUUGGUAGCAUCCGCGGAACUAGACCUCCGCUUGCUGGCGCGGCCCCGACUCCUGGGACACAGGCUGCUCGCGAGGCGGAGCGGAGGGCAUCCCCCGAGAGGAGACAGCACCCGGGGUGCGGCCCAGGGCCUGGCAGGGAGACUGUAACCGUAGGAAUUCAGCUACCUACACCAAGCAAUAUGAAGAUCUUCUUUGUAGAACCUGCCAUUUGCCUCAGUGCAUUUGCAAUGACUUUGACCUCUCCCCUGACAACACAAUAUGUGUACAGGAGAAUAUGGGAAGAAACGGGCAACUACAGUAUGGAAGCCGAGAGCAACAUUUCUGAGUGUGAAAAAAACAAGAGCAGCCCAAUUUUUGUAUUCCAGGAGGAAGUUCAGAAAAAGGUGUCUCUUUUUAAUCUGCAGAUGGACAUAAGUGGUUUAAUUCCUGGUCUAGUGUCCACGUUCAUACUUCUGACCCAUAGUGAUCAUUAUGGACGAAAAUUCCCUUUGAUUUUGUCUUCUGCUGGUGCCCUUGCGACCAGCGUCUGGCUCUGUUUGCUUUCCUAUUUUGCCUUCCCAUUCCAGCUUUUGAUUGCAUCUACCUUCAUUGGGGCACUUUGUGGCAAUUCUACCACAUUUUUGGGAGCUUGUUUUGCCUACAUAGUUGAUCAGUGUAAAGAAGAGAAACAAAGAACAAUUCGAAUAGCUAUCAUUGACUUCAUCAUUGGACUUGUUACUGGAUUAACAGGACUGUCUUCUGGCUAUUUCAUUAGAGAACUCGGUUUUGUGUGGUCCUUUUUAAUUAUUACUAUGGCUCUGACUGUGAACUUGAUUUAUAUUUUAUUUUUUCUUGGUGAUUCAAUGAAAGAGCCUUCGUCUCAAAAUGUUUCCAUAUCAUGUAGUGAAAGUUUUAAAAACUUAUUUUACCGAACUUACAUGCUUUUUAAAAAUGCUUCUCGUGAGCGACGCUCUUUGCUCUGUUUGUUACUUUUCACAAUGAUCACUUAUUUUUUUGUGAUAAUUGGCAUUUCUCCCAUUUUUAUCCUCUAUGAAUUGGAUUCACCGCUCUGCUGGAAUGAAGUUCUUAUAGGUUAUGGAACAGCUUUGGGUAAUAUCUCUUUUUUGAGUAGUUUCCUGGGAAUAUGGUUGUUUUCUUACUGUAUGGAAGACAUUUCCAUGGCCUUAAUUGGAAUUGUUACCACCAUGGCAGGAAUGGCUAUGACCGCUUUUGCGAGAACAACACUGAUGAUAUUUUUAGUCAGGCUACCCUUCCUUUUCACUAUUGUGCCGCUCUCUGUUCUCCGGUCCAUGAUGUCAAAAGUGGUUCUUUCUACUGAGCAAGGUACCCUGUUUGCUUGCAUUGCUUUCUUAGAAACACUCAGCGGAGCCACUGCGGUUUCUGCUUUUAAUGGGAUUUAUUCCGCCACUGUCGCCUGGUUCCCGGGCUUCACCUUUCUGCUCUCUGCUGGUCUGUUACUGAUUCCAGGGAUCAGUCUGUGUGUUGUCAAGUGCACCAGAUGGAGAAGGAAAAGAGAAGUACUUCUCAUCCAAGAAGAAUCCAGUGACGACACUUCGGACAGAUAAUUAACUGUCGUUUCAAAAAACAAACAAAUGCACAUAUCAUAUACUCUGACUUCUGAGACAUACAAACUAGCUCUUAGUACUUCAUGAACAAUCGAUGUAACGGGUCCUCUCUUCUAGGAAGGGCCUAGAACAGCCCCUGGCUCCCUCCCCAUAGUACUGUGCACUUUGAGCACUUUAUGAAUAUCGUGUACUUCCAGUACAGAGAAGAACAAAUCUCAAAAUGCUCCCCCUUUUGGAUUUACAAAAGAAACUGAAACUUAACCAUAUGGGAGGGGGGGAGGUUAAGAAACUUGACAGGACCAAAAGCAAUAAUCUCCCUAUAUACUCCAGUCUCUCACCCUGAAACUAAGGAGAACGCUUUACCUCAAUUUCUUCACCUGCAAAAUGGGUUACUGACCUCUCUCAAGGAUUUGGAAGGCAUACCUGUUGAAAAUCAUGAUGAAUCAUUCAAUGAUAGGAAAAUAAUAGAAGUUUCAAAUAUUUGUCAUUUUACCUCUGCUUGGGUAAUGCUUUGUUUUAUAGAGGUACUAUUGAUAGUGCAAGUUUUUAGUAGCUACAAAAUCCUUAAAAUGGAAGCACUUUAAAGAAUACAUAUUUUCACUUUUCCUAAUGUUUCAUCAGUGUCAGGCAUGAUAAUAUUUUUAUAGGUAACAAAGGGGUGAUUGAAAAAAAAUAAGGUUAUAAAUAAAAUUGUUUCUAAAGAAAUGUAAAAACUGAGUAAACAGCCAAUCAUGAAGUAAAGAAUUAUGAUAGCA
This is a messenger RNA of Hipposideros armiger (great roundleaf bat), 2356 nucleotides long. RefSeq names its product solute carrier family 46 member 3 (gene SLC46A3). Lineage: Eukaryota; Metazoa; Chordata; Mammalia; Chiroptera; Hipposideridae. Gene Ontology annotation, biological process: vacuolar transmembrane transport. The transcript has 6 exons. The coding region runs from base 216 to 1601 and encodes 461 amino acids. Gene Ontology annotation, molecular function: transmembrane transporter activity. Gene Ontology annotation, cellular component: lysosomal membrane. The record is from RefSeq and is a predicted model, not a curated record.